Messenger RNA from Vanessa atalanta (red admiral), 1959 nucleotides. RefSeq names its product sine oculis-binding protein homolog (gene Sobp). NCBI's taxonomy places the organism in Eukaryota, Metazoa, Arthropoda, Insecta, Lepidoptera, Nymphalidae. Gene Ontology annotation, cellular component: nucleus. Gene Ontology annotation, biological process: animal organ development. The record is from RefSeq and is a predicted model, not a curated record. The transcript has 4 exons. The coding region runs from base 172 to 1830 and encodes 552 amino acids.
GUCGCGCGAGGUGUACGUGUGUUGGGCUCAUUGUGAUCGCUUUCGCGUCUUUGUAAUUCAAUGUUUACGCGAACGUGAAAGUUACGGAUAAAUAUAAAAAAACUUUUUAAUUGUAAAAAUAAAUUCUAUGCAAUAUAUACAGUGUAAAUAGUGAACUUUAUUUAAGAAAAUAUGGACAAAAACACAACGAAUCCGCCGUCUCCUUCGAAGACCAAAGUGAAGAAGGAGAAUGAAGAGGAAAUUAAGGAGUUCGCUGAAACGGCAAUGAACGAGUUAUUGGGCUGGUACGGUUACGAAAGACUUGAACUUCGGAGAUGGGCAGCGUCGAGAGCGCGAGACACGGGAAGUCCGGAACAAACGGAACAAAAAAAUAAAGCUGAGGAGUGUUCCUGGUGCAACAAGAACAUAACAAGUGAUAGUGGCGCGCUGCAACAAGCUGGAGCGGCGUUCUGUUCAGAGCUGUGCUUCAGUCAGUCCCGCCGCGCGAACUUCAAGCGCGCCAAGACUUGUGACUGGUGUCGACACGUACGACAUACAGUCGCAUAUGUGGAUUUUCAGGAUGGUGCCACGCAGCUUCAAUUUUGCUCGGACAAAUGUCUCAAUCAGUAUAAAAUGCACAUCUUUUGUCGAGAGACGCAAGCGCACCUAGAUCUCAAUCCGCAUUUGGUAAACGCUUCAUCAUCAUCAAACCUUAUCACGCCAGAGCUUUGGCUAAAGAACUGCAAAAGUAGAUCAGUGUCACCAGCGUCUGAACGCUCAGGUUCUCCAACUACUGAGAAAAAAAAUAACGAAAAGGAUAUAUCACCUAACCAAAGAAAAUCUCCGCUUCCAUUAAUAACUAUUGCGCCACCAGCAAAAUUAAUGAAUAAGCCACCCGAAGAAAGAUGUAUUCAAAAGUCACCCGAAGGGAAAAAGGACUCAAGAACGAAGAUGAAUUUACGAAAGCGAAGGACAUCGAAAUGUUCGGCUACGGUGACAUCACAAACACUUCGACAGCAAAAUUCAACACCGAAAGCACAGGAUAUGAGAAUGUGCAGUCCAUCUAUUGACGGAUCCUCGCCAGCUUCAUCAGUUACAGUCAGUAACAGUGCGAUACAUUCUCCACCGAACACUAUGAACCAACAGGUACCACCUCCAUUCCCCACCCCAAUGUUUGGUAUGCCCCCGCCUGUUUUCGUGGAUAAUAAUAAUGGACAUAUUAAUGAGCACAGACAUCCAAUGUUUGUUCCAAGAUUAGGAUUUAUUCCACCGCCUCCGGGAAUGAUGCAUCAAGAAAGACCAAGACUUUUUCCGCCUAUGAAUUUCCCACAACCCAUAGGUCAAGCUCCACCAGUUACAGUACUCGUUCCUUACCCCGUAAUAUUACCAAUACCUCUACCAAUACCUAUUCCUAUACCAUUAUCAUCGUUUAUCCAAGCACAUCGUUCUAACAAAGUGAAAACGGAAGUGAAUACUGAUGACGUAGAGGGACCUCUUGAUUUUACUAUGAAUGGAGAUAAGAAAAAAAAUGAAAAUGUUUGCAGAAUAGAUAAUGACGUUGAAUUAAAUACAGAAGCACCAGAUAAAACCAGUCAAUGUGAUCCAAAUAAAGAGAUAAAUGAAAGAAUAGACAGUGAUAAGUCAUCCAACGAAACGGCUGACGUCAGUAACCCAGAACAGACGUUACCAAAGUUUAAAAUUACGCGACUAGGCAAUAAAAUGGCCAAAAUCGUAACAAAGACAAGAGAACCCUCAGAAUCAUCAAGACCUUUAAGGAAACGACGGAGGCUUGUCGAAGCAACCGAUGAUGAUUCACUUAUUCCUAAAACAAGGAAAAUUGUACAAGUGUAAAUGUUAUUAAAACCAUUAAAUUAUAUAUAAUAAUAUAAUCUUCAUUCAUACAUAUCACAAAGCAUUAUAAUUCGAACAGAGUUCAUUAUUCUUUCAAUUUGCUAGUCCUAGAUAUAAGAUCUUAUUCAU